AUGCAACUAGCGUUUCUGGACUUUGAAGCCGUGUUCGACUCUCCUCACCGAGGCCGUCUUCUGAACGCGCUUCGCGCCGAUGGAGUACCAGGAAAGUUCGUUCGCUUGCUUGAUGACAUGAAUCAACGAACAACUGCUGCAGUUCGAACACCAGCCGGAUUUACAACACCGUUUGAAGUGGUAACUGGAGUAAGACAAGGGACAGUGGCAGGACCUUUCCUGUUCAAUUUCGCAAUCGACGACAUUAUGCGAAGAACAGUCGACCAGUGUCCUGCCGACAUUGUCUUAGCACCAUCUGGGUGCCCCUUAACUGACCUCGAGUACGCCGACGAUGUUGUUAUAUUCGCGGAAAGCAGUACGAAACUUCAACAUGUUGUCAACCUUGUAUCGAAGCUGGCUGCAGCCUAUGGACUACGCCUACGCCCUGAUAAAUGCAAGCAGAUGUGGAUCUCUUCGAGACCACAAACGGGAAUCAGGGUGGACGGACAACCGAUAGAACUCGUCGAUGAGUUCUGUUACCUAGGCUGUACGCUGAAGAACGAUGGCAGCUACGAGAGAGAUGUUCAGCAAAGGUGCGCUAAGGCCACUUCUGCAUUUAACUCCUUAACGAAAUGCCUGUGGUCGACCCCCAUCACCAACGAAGUCAAGCUGCGAGUCUAA
Molecule: messenger RNA, 660 nt
Organism: Necator americanus (New World hookworm)
Lineage: Eukaryota; Metazoa; Nematoda; Chromadorea; Rhabditida; Ancylostomatidae
Exons: 1
Coding region: 1-660 (219 amino acids)
Source: RefSeq, a predicted model, not a curated record